UCAUGUUCCUCUCUUGCAGACGUAAAAAAAGAAGAAGUUCGGAUGAGACUCACCGACGAACUGGUAAAAUAUCUCGGCCCGUGAAUGUGAACGUGAACCUCGCUAUUAUCCAAAAAACCGAUGAACAAGAAACUGUAAUUAGGAACGCCAUUCUCGAAAAUGAAUUUUUACGGAACGUUUUACAUGGGAAACGGCUCAAAACUGUCGUGGAUACCGUUUACAUGAAAGAAACGAAUGAAAACGAAAGCAUAAUUGUUGAAGGGGAAAGUGGAACUCACAUGUACAUUUCCUACGAAGGAAUUUAUACCGUUUCCAAAAACGAUGAGGAAUUGGCUACAUUUAGUGACAAUAGGGUUUUUGGAGAAUUAUCUCUUUUGUACAACGCCAAGCGUUUGGCAUCCAUCAAAUCGGUAACUCCUGGUAAAUUAUGGGUGUUGAACUGUAACGACUUCAAGGCGUUGAUGAUAAAAACAGCAAUUGAAGAACAAGAAGAAAUAGUGGCGUUCCUGAAGGAAGUUCCUAAACUUAACACCGUUAGCGAAGACUUGUUGAUUAGAGUAGCCAAUCUGUUUGAGGUUGAGUUCUUUCCGAGCGACACCAAAAUCGUCGUCGAAGGCGAAAAGGCUGAUAAGUUUUACAUAAUAAGGGCCGGAGAAGUUUCCGUGAGUAAAAAGGACGUGGGACGUUUGGACACGUGUCUGGGUAGAGGAUCGUUUUUUGGUGAAUUGGCUAUUUUGAAGGAGGAUGUCCGGGCCGCCACCAUAACGGCCAACUCUCCGGGUGUGGAGUGUCUCACACUCAGCAGUCAGCAUUUUAUCGACCACUUCGGAGACGUGGAGGAGUUCGUCAACAUUAAACUCUCUAAGGUCCACACUCCGACUACAGAAGACAAAGACUACAAAUAUUUAGAAAUAACAGACUUCUGUUUGGUCACGACCUUAGGUAGAGGCGGUUAUGGACGGGUCGAAUUGGUGAGGCACAACAAAAAGAAAGACAUGGUUUUUGCAUUGAAGUACGUCAGAAAAGACGUUGUUAAGUCUGUGUCUGCUCACAGUCACAUUUUAAACGAGAAGAAGCUGCAAAUGUCUUGCGACAGUUCCUUUAUUGUCAGGAUGUAUCGAACAUACAAGGACGCAAAGUACGUGUACUUUUUGCUGGAGUGCUGCUUGGGUGGAGAUUUGUGGACCCUGAUGCGGCGGAAAUAUCCCCGAGGAUUCAAUAAUGAGACGGCACGUUUCUACGCCAGUUGCGUGCUGGAAGGUCUCGCGUACUUGCACGAAAGAAACGUCGUUUUCAGGGACCUGAAGCCGGAAAACAUUGUGGUUGCAAAUGAUGGGUAUUUAAAAUUAACAGAUUUUGGUUUUGCAAAACAGAUGGAAGCCAAAGAUAGGUCGUUUACGUUUGUUGGAACUCCAGAAUAUGUUGCACCUGAGAUCAUCAAGGGUGAAGGACACAGCAAGGAAAUAGACUAUUGGGCUUUCGGAAUUUUUGUUUACGAACUGUUAACUUGUAAGACGCCGUUUAAGGCCAAGGAUCCGACUAACUUGAAGACGUACAAAAACAUACUCAAAGGAAUUGACAGCGUUUCAUUUCCUUCUAUUAUUCCCACCAAGGCUAAAGAUAUGAUUAAACAAUUGUGCAGGCCCAAACCUUUCGACAGGUUGGGCUGCAAGAGAAAAGGGAUCGAUGAUAUUAGGAAUCAUGGUUGGUUCAAUAAUUUCGAAUGGGAAUCUCUUAAAGAACAUAAAAUGGCACCCCCAUUCAGGCCGGAAUUGAAUAGCAACGUUGACACCAAAUAUUUUGACAAGUUUAGGAGAGAUUCUUCUGUGCCUAAUGACGAUCUGUCUGACUGGGACAAAGAUUUUUGAUAUCGCAGUAUUUAAAUUGACUGUUUGCUACUCCACAUUUAUAAGUUUCUCAAAGAAUAUAAAAUAAUACCCCCAUUCAGCUCCAAAAUGAAUAGCAACGUCACCAAAUAUUUUGAACUGUUUUGAAAGGAUUCUUCUGUUCCUUCCGACAAUCUAUUCAACUAAGUCAAAGUUUUUUGAUAUUAUUUUAUUUAAAUUGACUCUUUGCUACUAUUGGUUUGUAAAUUUAUUUAAUAAUUUGUAUAUAAAUAAAUAAC
Molecule: messenger RNA, 2125 nt
Organism: Aethina tumida (small hive beetle)
Lineage: Eukaryota; Metazoa; Arthropoda; Insecta; Coleoptera; Nitidulidae
Product: cGMP-dependent protein kinase, isozyme 1-like
Exons: 5
Coding region: 3-1868 (621 amino acids)
Biological process (GO): protein phosphorylation
Molecular function (GO): ATP binding; cGMP-dependent protein kinase activity
Source: RefSeq, a predicted model, not a curated record